Apus apus (common swift) is the source of this 594-nucleotide messenger RNA. RefSeq names its product collagen alpha-3(IV) chain-like. Gene Ontology annotation, biological process: signal transduction. Lineage: Eukaryota; Metazoa; Chordata; Aves; Apodiformes; Apodidae. Gene Ontology annotation, molecular function: protein binding. The annotation marks the transcript as partial. The transcript is spliced from 5 exons. The record is from RefSeq and is a predicted model, not a curated record. Gene Ontology annotation, cellular component: cytoplasm.
GGGAGCACUGGGAGCACCCUGGGCUCCCCCCAGGCAUAGCCCCACCCGCAACCCCUGGGGGGGCCCCGACCCCCCCCCCCGAUGCCGUCCCCAGAGGCCCCCCCAGCCCCCAGUGUGAGCGUAGUGGUGGUGGUGGGCGGGGCCUGUGUCCUGCGCUACGUUCGCCCCGCCCCCCCCCCACGGCCCUCCCCCCCAGGCCCGCGACCCCCCGCAUGGGGGGGGGGCAACUGGGGGGACCCUGGGACAGGGGAGCUGGGACCCCCCCGGAUCCGGGGACACGACGGGGACCUCCUGUUGCUGCUGCGGAGCCUGGGUCCCGGGGCCCCCCCAGAGCCCGUGGCUGUCACCAGCUUUGUCGGCCCUGAACCCCGUGACCUCCUGCCUGCUGCUGACAUCAACUGCGCCAGGGAAGGGGCAGAAUAUGGCCUGGCCUGGCCACAGGCCAUGGGGGGCUCCCCCCCAUUUGCAGUGGAGCUGCCCCGGGGGCCAAGGGGCUUCGGGUUCAGCCUGCGGGGGGGCAGCGACCUCAACAUGGGGGUCUACGUGCGGGGGCUGCGCGAGGGGGGGCCAGCUCAGCGCUGCGGCCGCAUCCAG